Molecule: messenger RNA, 2176 nt
Organism: Lolium rigidum
Lineage: Eukaryota; Viridiplantae; Streptophyta; Magnoliopsida; Poales; Poaceae
Product: pentatricopeptide repeat-containing protein At1g71490-like
Exons: 1
Coding region: 1-2103 (700 amino acids)
Biological process (GO): RNA modification
Molecular function (GO): protein binding; RNA binding
Source: RefSeq, a predicted model, not a curated record
AUGUCCGCCGCGGCGGCGCCCUUACCACGGCCCCCGCCGGCCCCUCCCCUGCCGCCUGCCACACCCUUCCACGACGACUCUCUCCACUCCCUCCUCGCCUCCCUCUCCUCCCCCGCAGCUGCCCGCCUCCUCCCCUUUCCUCUCCUCGCUUUCUCCCGCCUCCGCCACCGCCUCCCUGCGUCUUCCCACUUCCUCCUCCGCCCCAUCGCUUCUCUCCUCCACCUCCACCGCCCCCACCUCCGCCUCGGCGCCCAGCUCCAUGGACUCUCCCUCUCCCUCGGCCUCUCUCGCCACCCCGACCUUCUCCCCCGUCUCCUCUCCCUCUACUCCUCCCACCCCUCUCUGCUCCCCUACGCCUCCCGCCUGGCCGCCGAGUCCGCCUACCCCCUCGCCUACAACAUCCUCAUCUCCGCCUGCCUCCGCCACGGCCUCCCGCGCCAGGCCCUCGCCGCCUACCAAGAAAUGGCCAACCACGCCGUGCUCCCGGACGCCUUCACCUACCCUUCCGUCCUCCGCGCCUGCGCCGAGGCCGGGGACCUCGCGCAGGGGCGGGCGGUGCACCUGCACGGCGCGGCGGGCGGGAUGGACGGGCACCUGUUUUUCCAGAACGCGCUGGUCUCCAUGUACGCCAAGUGCGGGGACCUCGUUGCCGCACGCACCGUGUUCGAUGGAAUGCCACACAGGGACGCGGUGUCAUGGAACACGAUCAUCUCCGGGUAUGUGGCGGCUGGCCAAUCGCGGCAGGCCGUAGACCUGUUCCAACGGAUGCGAGCAGACGCCUCGGCGGAGGUGCCACAUUCAGUGACAUGGAACACGAUUGCCGGGGUACACGUCAAGGCGCGCGACCACAGGGCAGCGGUCGAGCUGAUCCGGGAGAUGGUAAACGGCGGCGCGGAGGUGGACUUCGUGACAAUUGUGAUCGGGCUAAACGCUUGCUCACGGAGUGGCUGGCUGAGGCUGGGGAAGGAGAUCCAUGGGCUAGCGAUCCGCGUGCGCUGCGACGCGGUCGAGAGCGUAGGCAACGCGCUCAUCACCAUGUAUGCCAGGUGCAAGCAGAUGGACUCUGCUCGCAAGCUGUUCGAAAUGCUGCUGGGUUGCAAAGGUGUGGUGACAUGGAACACAAUGAUAGCCAGCUUUGCGUUGUCCGAUGAUGCGGAAGAGGCUUCCAAGCUUUUCCGCGAAAUGGUAUGCGGGGGUGUACAGCCUAAUUAUGUUACUGUCGUCACGUAUCUAGCCCUCUGCGCCCGUGUUGCGAAUCUGCAGCAUGGGCAGGAGCUUCACGCCCACAUCGUCAAGCAUGGGUUCAAAGGCUACCGCUUGUUGUGGAACUCUCUUAUUGACAUGUACUCCAAAUCAGGGAGGCUCUUGGUGGCGCAAAAUGUCUUUGAUACCAUGGAUGACCGUGAUAUGAUAUCCUACACUUCGAUGAUAGCAGGGUACGGGAUGCAGGGGAAAGGAUCGGUUGCACUACGGAUCUUUUACCAGAUGGUUGAUAGUGGGAUCAAGCCCGAUCACAUAAGCAUGGUUACUGUACUCACUGCGUGUAGCCACUCUGGACUUGUGACCGAAGGAGAAGAGCUUUUCGAUAAGAUGACCACUUCAUAUGGUAUAAAGCCUCAGAUGGAGCAUUAUUCUUGCAUGGUUGAUUUAUAUGCGCGUUCUGGGCUAAUAGAAAAGGCAGAAGGAAUGCUCAAUGACAGCUCUCUCCCUACAACAUCCACGAUGUGGGCAGCAUUAGUCGGGGCUUGUCACGAGAGAGGCAACAUAAAAGUUGGUGAAAGGGCAGCUAGGAGGCUGUUGGAGAUGAGGACAGAGAAUGCCGGUCACUAUGUUCUUAUUGCUAACAUGUAUGCAGCUGCAGGUUGCUGGGAUGAGCUAGCAACAGUCAGGAAACUGAUGCGUGACUUAGGUGUCACAAAAGCACCUGGGUUGGCAUGGGCUGAUCUUGGUAAUGGGUUCACCCCCUUUUUGGUUGGAGAUAGAUCAAACCCUCUAGCACCAGAGAUCUAUGAGAUUUUGGAUGAACUAUCAGAACAAAUGAGGAAUGUCAGUAAUUGUAGUGAUCUUGACAUAGUAGAGGUACUCAUAGAUCAAAACCAGUAGUCAUAGGAUAGGGCCACUAUGCUCUUUCAUGUAAACCACAGUUCAUGAAUGAACUCGAUAUUGAGAUCGCACA